Megalobrama amblycephala (Wuchang bream) is the source of this 1301-nucleotide messenger RNA. It is a transcript of the gene p2ry11, whose product is annotated as purinergic receptor P2Y11. Bases 161 to 1057 code for a protein of 298 amino acids. Gene Ontology annotation, molecular function: G protein-coupled ATP receptor activity; neurotransmitter receptor activity. The record is from RefSeq and is a predicted model, not a curated record. Gene Ontology annotation, cellular component: plasma membrane. Gene Ontology annotation, biological process: calcium-mediated signaling; cellular response to ATP; G protein-coupled receptor signaling pathway. The transcript is spliced from 2 exons. NCBI's taxonomy places the organism in Eukaryota, Metazoa, Chordata, Actinopteri, Cypriniformes, Xenocyprididae.
AUGAGUUUCCUUGUCUGUACUUGCCUGAGUGAUUUCACACAUUGCUCUCUAUAAAUAAGGGCACCCUUUGCAUGAGACAGGAAGUUUGACACAGUUCAAGGGAGACUGUCGGAGUAUUAAGAAAAGCAGAGAUAUUUGGGGUCAGAGAACACCAGAGACAAUGAACAACAAUACAAACUAUUAUAGAUUUCAAAACCAGCUACUUCCCCCCAUGUAUAGCAUUGAGAUGUGUGUGGCCCUGCUGGGGAAUUUAUUUGCCCUGUAUCUCCUGGUGACCAAAGAGAGGAAGAACUGGCACACUGGAGUAGUGUUCUCCUGUAACCUGGCCAUCUGCGACGUUCUUUACGUCCUGACCUUGCCUUUGCUCAUCGUUUACCAUGCCAAAGAGAAGCAAUGGACCUUUGGAGAUGCUGCAUGCAAAAUCGAACGCUUCCUCUUCAACUGCAACCUCUACGUCAGUAUCUUCUUCAUCAUGUGCAUCAGCGUCAACAGAUAUCUCGGCAUAGUCCACCCCUUCUUCACCCGGAGCUACGUGCGCCCUAAACAUGCCAAGAUCGCAAGCGUGCUGACGUGGUUCAUCGUGAUCAUCGCUUUAUCGCCAGUCUUCAAAUUUGCUGGAACCAAAUUUACAAAUAACCACACUCUUUGUGUCUCAUGCCAUGAUACAAAAAACCUGCAAGUUUCCCAUUUUAGGUACAAGGUAUUUCUUAUGGUUGUAGGAUGUAUGAUUCCUUUGGUAGUUACCUUUGCAUCUUAUUUGGGUGUGAUUUGGACCAUUCUGAAAAACAAAAACAUAACCACACUAGAGAAGAGGAAAGUAGCUCUGUUGGUCGCUCUGGUCUGCAUCCUUUACACCAUGUCAUUUGUGCCCUAUCACGUUCUGCAAACGUACCAUGAGUUUCUGAAGAUGAAGAAAUUAAAGGAGAGCUGGGUGUAUAAUUCAUAUCAAGUGUCAAAAGGCCUGACCACCCUGAACAUGUGCUUACAUCCGCUUUUGUACAUGGCUGUGUUUGACAGCAUACGGACAGCUUGCUGUGGAAGGAGCUCAGAUGACUAACCUUUAUGCAUUCGGUAGGCUAUCUUUUGCCAAAAACUGGCACGUGUGGCUUCCUGGAUGUUGAUUUUCUGUAAAUGCGUGUAAUCUGUUCUUGUGCGUCUGAAACCUCAAACCACAUAGACAAAUGUGUUAUUUUUGUAUUUAAAAGCAAACAAGUACAUUUCUGACUGUAAAUGACAAUUGAAAUGCUUGAUAUGUGUUUGAAGCUGCAAAAAAAUACCAAAUAAAGAUAUUUAAGAGAAAA